AGAUUCAUAACAGAGUGACCGGGCCAUUAAUGGAGUCAGUCUCGUUUAAUUGUGAACAGCUGGACCACUCUUCUAACAUUUUGUUUUGUGAUUUGAUGUUCACCUUGUCCGGGGCACAGUUUAUCAUAUUGACAUGCAUGCUAAAGGCUAUUCUCCUUUCCUAAACUGACAUUUUUCUCUACUGAUGUCGUUUGGCCAAUUAAGUGAACGUUAUUAAUGUUAAAUAUUUAGUUGUCAUACUUAUCAUGGAGAUUUUGCUAUUUUUGAAAUAUUUUGUUGCAACUUUGGAAGUUAAGUGAUUUUUCUUCAUGUGGUUUGCCCGUAUUUAUGAAUGGUUGUCUGGAAAGUGUGCCAUGGCCAGUUCAGUUGCUUCGGAGUAUACAAUUGGUGGAAUUAAGAUUGUCUUCCCCUGCAAGGCGUACCCGUCCCAGCUUGCAAUGAUGAAUUCCAUUGUAAAAGGGUUGAACUGCCGUCAGCACUGUCUCUUAGAGAGUCCAACUGGUAGUGGGAAAAGUCUUGCCCUCCUUUGUUCAGCUUUGGCCUGGCAGCAGGCCCAGUAUGGUAAACCAAGUGAAGAAAAUUCUCAAAAAUCUAAGAAGCCAAAGAGUUUUUCUUGCUCAUGCUCUUGUCAUAGAGUAGAUCAGAACAUUUACCCGGAAAUCCAUGAGACUGUAAACAAGAAUGGUACAACACCAAGAAAUGAACAUCCUCUCACCAUUAAGGACACUUUGUCCUCUGCUUGCCCUGCACGAAAUACAUUAGCUUCUAGGCUUUCACAAAAGCUGCAGAAUUCUCACAACUCAGACGAGGAUGAUGUGUUCCAGAUGGGCGGAAAGCGUCUUCGCACUUCAGCUGGAGAUGGGAAGGCUCACAAACGUCAAUGCUUAGAGAAAAGAGAACAGUUUACUGAUGAUAUUUCUGUGAAUGGACAUUGUGUGCUAAAACAGGACCGAGGAACCCCCAGCUUGCAUGGUGAAACAGCAAGUAUAUGCCUGGAUUCAGCUAUAAAGCCCUCAAGCCCUUGCAGCUGCUGUCAGUGCAAUUUUGAAAAGGUAAAGGAGAAAGAUGAAGACAGUUAUGAAGGAAAAAGGCCACAAGUUCCUAAGAUCUUCUUUGGAACACGCACACACAAGCAAAUUGCUCAGAUCACACGGGAACUUCGCAGAACCACAUAUUCCUCUGUUCGGAUGAGUAUUUUGUCAAGUCGUGAUCAUACUUGUGUGCAUCCUCAUGUUUUAGCUGGUGGAAACCGCAAUGAGAAAUGUAGAGAACUUUUGGAAUCAAAAGAUGGGAUAUCCUGUCGCCACUAUCACAGUGUCCAUAAGAUGCGGGACCAGAACUCAUUGCAGUGGGUUCAUGGUUUGCACCAAGCAUGGGACAUUGAAGAACUGGUAAAGCUUGGCAAAAGGCUGCGCGCCUGUGCAUAUUUUGCUGCAAGGGAACUUAUGCAGGAAGCAGAUAUUGUAUUCUGCCCCUACAAUUACCUUCUUGACCCUCAAAUAAGGGAAUGUAUGGACAUCAAAUUGACAAAUCAGAUUGUAGUCCUGGAUGAAGCGCAUAAUAUUGAAGAUUGUGCCCGAGACUCUGCUAGCUACACAACAACUCUCACCCAACUUCUUUUGGCCCGUGAAGAGCUGGAUAGUAUGGUGAAUCACAACAUCAGACGAAGUGACCAUGAUCCACUCCGUGCCCUGUGCACCAGCCUUACCAACUGGAUCCAAGAGACUUCUGUUUCUCUGGUUGAGAGAGAAUAUGAAACUUCCUGUAAGGUGUGGAAUGGUAAAGAGAUCCUGACAGUUUUUCACGGUCUAGGAAUCACAGAGGCCACCUUUUCCAUCCUGCAGAAUCACUUGCACACUGUGAUUGAAAAGGAAGAGAAGGUUACUCUUGUCAAUGGGAAAGAAGAGGCUGUACAAGUCCCAACUGUCAGUGCACAAACUCAGACGGUUUUGAAAGGACUCUUCAUGGUUCUCGAGUUCCUCUUCAGACAUAAUUGCAAAUUUGCUGAGGAUUACAGAAUUGUUCUACAACAAACCUACACAUGGGAUAGCCGGCCUGAUGCUCCUGAUGCUAAUGGAUUUUUUGCACGACCUAGGAGAAAACGUAAUUUACAGAAGACAGUUGUUCUUACCCUAAACUUUUGGUGCCUAAAUCCUGCAGUGGCCUUUUCAGAUCUUGGUGAAAGUGUGCGGACUAUUGUGUUGUCUUCUGGAACUUUGUCUCCAAUGGCCUCAUUUUCUUCAGAGCUUGGGGUGAAGUUCUCCAUCCAGCUGGAGGCAAGCCAUGUUAUCAAGAGUUCACAGGUAUGGGUUGGCACCAUUGGAAUAGGACCAAAUAGUCGGAAACUAUGUGCAACCUUUCAGCAUACAGAGACAUUUGACUUUCAAGAUGAAGUUGGAGCAUUACUCCUAAAAGUCUGCGAGCUAAUGUCUCAUGGUAUCCUGUGCUUUCUGCCAUCCUACAAGAUGUUGGAUAAGCUUCGAGACCGCUGGAGGCAAACUGGACAGUGGGAUAGAAUGGAAAGAGUGAAGACUGUUAUUGUUGAACCAAAAGGAGGAGAUAAAGCAGACUUUGAUGAGCUGUUGCACAUGUACUAUGAGGCUGUGGGAGAUGGAGCUUUAUUAAUUGCUGUCUGCCGAGGUAAAGUGAGUGAAGGUCUUGAUUUUACAGAUGAUAAUGCUCGCGCUGUAGUCACAAUUGGGAUUCCUUUUCCCAAUAUUAAAGAUCUGCAGGUGGAGCUCAAAAGGAAGUAUAAUGACCAGCAUUGCAAAACACGUGGUCUUUUAUCAGGCAGCCAGUGGUAUGAGAUUCAAGCAUUUAGAGCUCUCAAUCAAGCAUUGGGAAGGUGUAUCAGGCAUAAGAAUGACUGGGGUGCACUUAUACUUGUGGAUGAUCGCUUCAGAUGCAAUCCUAAUAAAUAUAUUAAUGGCCUUUCUAAGUGGGUCCGCCAGCAGGUUCAACACCAUGUCAGCUUCAAAAAUGCCAUGGAGUCCUUGGUGAACUUUUCUGAUAGACACACACAGGCUGUCUCUCCUACAAAUAAAACUACAGAGCACUUGGCUGUCAUGCAGAACAGCACAUCACCAGGAGCUUCUGUAACAAUUGACCUAUCCUCUCAUAAUCUCUUGGAUACCAAAUGUGCCAUUCUAAAUGAGGAGAAACAUGUGCCUUUAUUAAAUGAUGGUUUAACUUUAUAUCAAGAAGUUAAGCAAGAACCUGACUGUAAUGAGGCUUCAUCUUCAUUCUCUGUGUUGAGAUCAAGUGGGCUUCAGUCCAUAGGAAGAACUGCUGAAAAUAAAAAAUGCUUAGAUGAGGAGGAAAUGUCCACCAGCACCAGACAGAUGUCCGCCGAACACUUUUUCAACAACCCUUUAACAUCGACACCAACGCCUUUGACAUUUAGAAAACCUCUGUUUCAUUCAAAGUGGAUAAAAAAAAAGGAUGAAGAUGAGCAUGAAAAGAAUGCUGCUGAUGUAGAUAUGCAGAGUGAGAUAUCUGUUAUAAGUAUGGAUAUAGUUUCAGCAGCUGUUGAAAGAAAACAGAAAAUACAAGUUGAUGAAUUCCAGAGUCAUUUCAAAGACAAUUGUAUCCUGGAAUGUUCCACGGUAAAGGAGCAAGUAAGCGUGCCUUCCUUUGAAGCUACUGAAAAGUCUUUUGCAGAGAUAUCUCAGGAUGCUGAAAAUGAGGACGAUCAAAGCAUUUACUUCACUCCUGAGCUGUUUGACAUGGAAGAGAGCAAAUUAGAGAAAGAUCAAAUAGAAGAGGGCUCUAUAGUAGGCUUGGAAGUCAAAGGUUCUGACAUUGAAAUACUUUCUGUAGACCAACAGUGUGAGCCAUCUUUUUCAGACUUAAACAAGGUUUCUGUUUCAACAGAAGAUCAUUUUCUUGUCAGCAAAGAGAAUGAGGUAAACUUAGAUAACAAUAAAAGUGACAGAAACAAGGAGCAGAUGUCAGGACCAACACUGAACAACUUGGAAAAUGGAACACAAUUAAUUACCAGCAAAUGUAACUUAUUGGACAGCAGAAUAAAAUUACCACUAACUGUAGAUCAGUCAAGCAAAUUACGGAGGCUGUCAAGAUCUAGAAAUAAAAAAAAGUUUUUUGUUGACAAUUAGUUUUUGCCUCUAUUCAGCAAAAGUUAUAAGAAUCAUGCUAAUUGACAGGAAGAUUAAGUACAAUGUUCUGAAAUAUGUAUAAUUUUAUGUCUCCUAUCCAGGAGCCUUAAUGUCCUGUAAAUAGUAGGAGAUGUCAAAUAAGAGGAUUUUAAAUAUGUGUCUCUUAUUGUCUAUCAUUAAAAUGACCUUUUUGUAUGUUUAUUCUCAUGCAUAAUUCUGCAGUUAUAAUGUACAGUGUAUGCCUCCAGUUAAUAUACUUUAAGUCCUGGGGCAUUCUCAGAAAAAAACACAUUAAAAAAUACAAAAUUUAUUGAGAAUUA
Polypterus senegalus (gray bichir) is the source of this 4435-nucleotide messenger RNA. It is a transcript of the gene brip1, whose product is annotated as BRCA1 interacting protein C-terminal helicase 1. NCBI's taxonomy places the organism in Eukaryota, Metazoa, Chordata, Cladistia, Polypteriformes, Polypteridae. The transcript is spliced from 20 exons. The record is from RefSeq and is a predicted model, not a curated record. Gene Ontology annotation, biological process: nucleotide-excision repair; double-strand break repair involved in meiotic recombination. Bases 309 to 4115 code for a protein of 1268 amino acids. Gene Ontology annotation, cellular component: nucleus. Gene Ontology annotation, molecular function: DNA helicase activity; DNA binding; ATP binding.